Messenger RNA from Candoia aspera, 1670 nucleotides. Its product is annotated as L-lactate dehydrogenase A chain. The record is from RefSeq and is a predicted model, not a curated record. Gene Ontology annotation, molecular function: L-lactate dehydrogenase (NAD+) activity. Gene Ontology annotation, biological process: lactate metabolic process; pyruvate metabolic process. Bases 113 to 1111 code for a protein of 332 amino acids. The transcript has 8 exons. Gene Ontology annotation, cellular component: cytoplasm. Lineage: Eukaryota; Metazoa; Chordata; Lepidosauria; Squamata; Candoiidae.
CCGCACUGACGUCACGCGCGGAGUCCCUGUUAAAAGACCCGCCGCCUCCCCCAGUUCCUCGCGGUACUGCAGCGGCAAUUGGCGGGGCUUCGCUUAGACGACCAGUUACAAGAUGUCUCUCAAAGAAAAGCUGAUUGAACAUGUCUAUAAAGAAGAACAUCCACAUGCCCACAACAAAAUCACUGUGGUUGGGGUUGGUGCAGUUGGCAUGGCUUGUGCCAUAAGUAUUUUGAUGAAGGAUUUGGCUGAUGAACUUGCUCUUGUUGAUGUUGUGGAGGACAAGCUGAAGGGAGAGAUGCUGGAUCUUCAGCAUGGCAGCCUCUUUCUCCGAACACCAAAGAUUGUCUCUGGCAAAGACUAUGCCGUGACUGCACACUCUAAAUUGGUCAUCAUCACUGCUGGCGCUCGUCAACAAGAAGGCGAGUCUCGUCUUAACCUGGUUCAGCGCAAUGUGAAUAUCUUCAAAUUCAUCAUUCCCAAUAUUGUCAAGUACAGCCCUGACUGCAAGCUGCUUGUUGUUUCCAAUCCAGUGGAUAUUCUGACCUAUGUAGCAUGGAAAAUCAGUGGCUUUCCUAAGCACCGUGUUAUCGGAAGUGGCUGUAAUCUGGACUCUGCCCGUUUCCGCCAUCUGAUGGGUGAGAGGCUGGGUAUCCAUCCUCUUAGUUGCCACAGCUGGAUUAUUGGAGAGCACGGAGAUUCCAGUGUCCCUGUCUGGAGUGGUGUGAAUGUUGCUGGUGUCUGCCUCAAAGAGUUGCAUCCUGAGUUAGGUACUGAUGGGGACAAGGAGAACUGGAAAGAAGUCCACAAGCAGGUGGUAGACAGUGCUUAUGAGGUGAUCAAGCUGAAGGGAUACACAUCAUGGGCAAUUGGCCUCUCUGUGGCUGAUCUGGCUGAAACCAUCAUGAAGAAUUUAAGGAGAGUACAUCCAGUUUCUACAAUGGUGAAGGGUAUGCAUGGAAUUAAAGACGAUGUCUUCCUAAGUGUCCCUUGCGUUCUGGGCUCUUCAGGCAUUACAGAUGUGAUAAAAAUGACUCUGAAGAGUGAAGAAGAAGAUAAAUUGAAGAAGAGUGCCGAUACACUGUGGGGAAUCCAGAAGGAGCUUCAAUUUUAAGUCUGUCUUUGCUGCCGACUAAAGUGUAACAAGUUUUAGUUGAUUGUUAUUUGCACUUUUCAAAUAGGUCAGUUCCUUUCCUUUACAGUAUGUAUCUGAAGCAUCAACAGUUAAAUUACAACAAAAUGCCUGUUCCUCAUUUAGUAACAGAAGCUGCAAGUUUCCUAUCUUGAUCUGUGAACAGAAUAGGAAUAUAAUGUAGUCUUACAAAGAGGCAUACAGUAGAUCUAGCAUGUACUUAAAACACUACUAAAUGAAAUUCUCCUGCUUUUCCUCAGUUAAUGUCAGAUCAGAAAAUGCUGUAGGUUACUUGGUUUUCCAAAAACUUUGCUAUCAAAAAUACACUGACCAAUAUUUUCUGCUGACAGAUGACUUAAAUUUUCACCACUGAGCAACUCUAAAUGAUUUUUUCCUGACCGCUGCUUCAAGUCUUUGUGCAUAUUUUUUCAAGAGAACCCUGUGUACUCCUGUGAAAGCUGUGUAUGCAACAACUAUAAUUGAUGCAGUUGUCUAACUGUAGUACCAGCCAAAAAGAGCAAAAUAAACAUCAAUUACUUUU